Molecule: messenger RNA, 531 nt
Organism: Nomascus leucogenys (northern white-cheeked gibbon)
Lineage: Eukaryota; Metazoa; Chordata; Mammalia; Primates; Hylobatidae
Product: putative 40S ribosomal protein S10-like
Exons: 1
Cellular component (GO): cytosolic small ribosomal subunit
Molecular function (GO): RNA binding; structural constituent of ribosome
Source: RefSeq, a predicted model, not a curated record
AUGCUGAUGCCUAAGAAGAACCGGAUUGCCAUUUAUGAACUCCUUUUUAAGGAGGGAGUCAUGGUGGCCAAGAAGGAUGUCCACAUGCCUAAGCACCCGGAGCUGGCAGACAAGAAUAUGCCCAACCUUCAUAUCACGAAGGCCAUGCAGUCUCUCAAGUCCUGAGGCUACGUGAAGGAACAGUUUGCCUGGAGACAUUUCUACUGGUACCUUACCAAUGAGGGUAUCCAGUAUCUCCGUGAUUACCUUCAUCUGCCCCCAGAGAUUGUUCCUGCCACCCUACAUCUGCCCCCCGAGAUUGUUCCUGCCACCCUACACCACAGCCGACCAGAGAGUGGCAGGCCUCGGCCUCAAGGUCUGGAGGGUAAGCAACCUGCAAGACUCACAAGAGGGGAAGCCGACAGAGAUACCUACAGACAGUGUUCUGUGCCCCCUGGUGCCGACAAGAAAGCCGAGGCUGGGGCUGGGUCAGCAACCGAAUUCCAGUUUAGCGGCAGAUGUGGUCGUGGACGUGGUCAGCCACCUCAGUAA